Molecule: messenger RNA, 4131 nt
Organism: Aaosphaeria arxii CBS 175.79
Lineage: Eukaryota; Fungi; Ascomycota; Dothideomycetes; Pleosporales
Product: kinase-like protein
Exons: 8
Coding region: 1-4131 (1376 amino acids)
Biological process (GO): transmembrane transport
Cellular component (GO): endoplasmic reticulum; membrane
Molecular function (GO): phosphotransferase activity, alcohol group as acceptor
Source: RefSeq, a predicted model, not a curated record
AUGUCUUUCUUCGAUGGCGCACGAUCUUUUCGACUGCGCUCGCUCGCCUCUCCCAUACGACCAGACUUCACCUCCAUGGCUGUAACCCCAUCCUACGAGUACGGCGGCAAUGGCAUCAUGGACGUCUUCAAGAAGAAGCUCCCGCCACACAGCUCCCAUCCAGAUUUCGCCAAUCUCACCCUCCUGGUCUUUGAGGCCGUCCUUGAGGUUGUCUGCGUGAGUCUUCCCGGCUACAUCGUUGCGCGCAUGGGCAUGUUCGAUGCAGAGAACCAAAAGUUUGUCGCGAACCUCAACACUCAACUGUUCACACCAUUCUUUACCAAACUGGCUUCUCAGCUUACCGCCGAUAAAUUGGUCGAACUCGGUGUCAUUCCCUUCAUCUUCAUCGUCCAAUUGAUCGUUUCCUAUGUUGCCGCUCUCGCCGUCUCUCGGAUCUGCAAAUUCAACAAGCGGGCCAAGAACUUUGUUAUCGCAAUGGCUGUCUUCGGAAACUCCAACUCCCUCCCCAUCUCCCUCGUCAUCUCGCUUUCCAAAACUCUGAAAGGACUACACUGGGAUAGGAUACCGGGCGACAACGACAACGAGGUCGCGGCGCGCGGCAUUCUAUAUCUUUUGAUUUUCCAGCAGUUAGGUCAAUUGGUGCGCUGGACGUGGGGGUUCAACGUACUAUUGGCUCCUGCCAGCGCGUACAAAGACGACGAUCUGGGCAGGAAUUCGGCCAUCGAGAACGGAGAAUAUAGUGACGAAGAGGCGGAACACCUACUUCACGACGAUUCGCAUUCGGAUUAUGAGUCCGGCGACAUCACUCCUGAAUUCAGCCGUACCUAUGGCCCCUCUACUUCCUCCUCCAGCUCCAGCUCCCUCUCCGCCUUGAUACAACGCACCAAUCUGCCGUCACAUGCCGCUUUCACGACACCUACGAAUGGAAAUACCACCAUCAAGGGCCCCGGAAACAUGAAUGGGAACGGCAAUGGUGCUGCUAUCGCCGGGCAAGUGGAGGAGAGUAUCCCGAGUGGACCCAAGGGGUGGUGGUUGAGGUUCAAGAGAUGGGUCCGCAGCAUUGCGCACGCGAUCUCUUCGAAGACUGCGCAGGCCUCGCGGAGCGCAUUUGAUGCGCUGCCCAAUUGGCUUCAAAAGACAUUGGCAAAGACUUCUUCGUUCCUCAAGAAGUUCGCCUUCGGGCUGUGGGAAUUCAUGAAUCCGCCAUUGUGGGCUAUGCUUGCUGCGAUCAUCAUCGCCUCCGUACCCAAGCUACAGCAAAUCUUCUUCUCGCCAGGAUCGUUCGUUAGCAACUCUGUCACGCGAGCAAUCAGCCAGAGCGGGCAGGUAGCAGUCCCGCUUAUCCUGGUCGUCCUGGGUGCCAAUCUCGCCCGCAACACGCUCCCCAAGGAGGACAACCACUCCCUCGAAGACAAAGCUGUGGAAAAGAAACUCGUCAUCGCUUCAUUGAUCAGCCGCAUGGUGCUCCCGACCAUCAUCAUGGCACCUCUCCUCGCGCUGACCGCCAAGUUCGUCCCCGUCAGCAUUCUGGACGACCCCAUCUUCGUCAUCGUCUGCUUCCUUCUCACGGGCGCCCCCAGCGCGCUCCAGCUCGCCCAGAUCUGCCAGAUCAACAACGUGUACAUGGGCGCCAUGUCGCAACUGCUCUUCCACAGCUACGUCCGCGUCAUACGCACAUGUCACUCGACCCCUCCAAUGAACAACAACCCCAACCUCACUGAUCCUGAAACUUCUCCAAACUUGACCCGUCACUCUUCCCAUAUCAACAGAAAAAUCACAAUGGAAGAUGCGCAAUCUUCCCGGCCAGCUCCUACAAAGGUUGCAUUCACAGAUGAGCCAGAGGCCAUCUCUCCCCCGACUGAAACUCCCACUGAAUCCGAGACCGGUCCCAAGGUCCACCGCGCCAAUGUGAGCGGUAAGCGUCUCUCAGGUAGACCGUCGAUGGAACGAUUGUCGUCCAAAGAAAGAGCUGGACUUCUUGGUAACCCUUCACUUACUUCGCUCUUGAGCGAGGAGUCCUUGUCUGGAUCCAGGAGCGGCAGCGGUGGCCAUCACCACCAUCAUCACCAUGAUUUGAUUCAUCAAGUCUCGGCCUGGCUGAAGAGCGAGAAAUCCAGACGUAGUGCGCGCAAAGCCAAGCGCAGCGCUUCAAAGAAGGAAGCGUCCAGCAAAACCGAGCUUCUGGUUGUUGGUGACUCCGAGACCUCGGGUGACCGAGAGAGGAGACCGUCCGAUUCCUCUGAUGGCUCACUCGCACUCGAUGAACUUGCCACAAUCCUAGAGCGGACAUUGUCACUCAAGUCGGAUUCCCACAAGCGACGACACUCUCAUGGACACAAGCUUGCUUCUCGCAUGAGACGUCAUUCAACGGUCUCUUCCGACACAGACUAUUUCGACGGAGCCGAGGAGUUGGUUCCUAGCUGCGAGGCCACUCUCGACAAUACCAAGACCAUGGCAUACGGCGCUGGAGGACCGGACGUUGGCGAUGAUUCCGCUUCUGUUGGGUCCAAGAAGAGCAAGAAAAAGGAGAAGGAGGCAUGGGCAACCUUCAAGUAUGAGAUUCUGCGACUGGCCCAUACCUUGAAACUGAAGGGCUGGCGACGUGUUCCUCUCGAGCAGAGUGGCGAGAUCGACGUCGAACGCUUGAGCGGUGCCAUGACCAACACUAUCUAUGUCGUCAGUAUGCCACACGCUCUGAAGCCCAAGGAGAAUCAAGACGGAACCUCCCAGCCAGUCCCGAAGAACCCUCCACCCAAAGUACUCCUUCGAGUCUACGGUCCACAGGUAGAGCAUCUCAUCGAUCGAGAGGCCGAACUACGAAUCCUCAAACGCCUUGCUCGUAAGCGGAUAGGACCGCGCCUGCUCGGUACAUUCACCAACGGCCGCUUCGAGGAGUUCCUCAACGCGAAGCCACUCACGUUCCAAGACCUUCGCAGCCCUGAUGUGUCCAAGCAGAUUGCUAAGCGCAUGAGAGAGCUGCACGAAGGUAUCGACCUUUUGCGCGAAGAGCGAGAAGAUGGACCUUUCGUGUGGCAGAAUUGGGACAAGUGGGUGGAUCGCUGCGAGAAGAUCGUCACCUGGCUCGACGAGCAGGUCGAGAACACUCCAAAGGAUGCUGUUCUCGCCCCGGAAGAUGCCUGGAAACAGCGAGGUUAUGUGUUGGGCGUGAAAUGGGCCGACUUCCGCAAGAUGGUAGAGAAGUAUAGGCAGUGGCUUGAGGACCAGUACGGGGGCAGAGAGAAGGUCAACGAGCGGCUUGUCUUCGCACACAACGAUACCCAGUAUGGAAAUAUCUUGCGCCUCGAGCCGGACGGCAAGUCUCCUCUGUUGCUGCCAGCAAACCACCACAAACAGCUCGUCGUCAUCGACUUCGAAUACUCCAACGCCAAUCUGCCUGGCCUUGAGUUUGCAAAUCACUUUACUGAAUGGUGCUACAAUUACCACGAACAGCUACCGUACCGCUGCAGCACCCGCUACUACCCUACCCCAGACGAGCAGUACAGAUUCAUCCGCGCCUAUCUCGUCCACAACCCAACCUACCGCGCAGCCGGCGGCUCUGCCUCCAACCCUCCAACCCCUCACCUUGGCCCUCUGCACCACUCCGGCAGCACGACCGCCUUGGCUGCCACCGCAGUGCCCACCACCAUCUCCGCAUUCAUGCUGGACUCGCGCGCGCCGCCGGGUGAGAAGUACUCGCACCAGGAGCAGGAAGCCCAAGCAGAGAAGAAAACAGAAGAAGAGAUCCGGCGCCUCAUGGCCGAGACAAGGCUAUGGCGUCUCGCGAACUCGGUACAAUGGGCGGCAUGGGGCAUCGUACAAGCCCACAUCCCGGACCUCCCCGACUUCGACCUCGACAACAAAGCCGGUGCCGGCGAGACGAGCAAAGAGGGCGGGCAGGAGCCCACCGAAGGCCUCGCAGCAGAAGCAGCAGCAGACCAGAACGGCGGGGACUCCGACCCGUCGUCCAACGGUGGCGACGCCGCCGAGGAGGAGGAAGAGGAGUUCGACUACCUUGGCUACGCGCAGGAGCGAGCCAUGUUUGUCUGGGGCGACGCGAUUCAGCUGGGCAUGGUUAAGCAGGAGGAGCUGUCUGAGGAGUUGAGGGGCAAGAUUAAGUUGGUCGAGUACUAG